AUGGGUACCCGCAGGGACUCGCGUGUGUCUGUCGGGGCACGCCAGAACGAUGCCUUGGUUGAAUUCGAAUCGUUCAAGAAAAAGUUCCUACUCGCCAACAAGCACAUCACGAAGCUCAACUCAACGCUCAGUGUCCGGAUUGAAGAACUUAAUGCCCAAAUAUCCACCCUCUACGUUGAGAACCUCCGAUUACGGGCAUCGGAGAUUGCUCUUGCGGCCCAACUUAAGCGGGAGAAGGAGAAAUCGACAAAGGUCAUGGCAGAUGCUGAGGCUGCUACCCAGAAUCUCGCGAAACACUUAAGCUACCUUCGCCAAACACUCAACAUUCACGCUAUACACCUACCCGCGCCGAAGGAGGUUUCACCACCGCACUCGCCACCUCGACGCCCUGUCAAUGCGGAACCAAGAGAUGAAGCUCUACGUGUUGCCCGUUUACCCAAUGUGCCCGGGAUUGACGAGGAAGACGAGCCACCGACAGAUGACCACGAACAUGCUCCAGUGGAGCUACCACGAAUACGAACGAGUGGCAAAGUGCGAUCGUCUACCGCUCAGAUCCCCCUUCCCUCAAUCACGCCAGGUCUGCCUCGCAAGAAGCCUAGUUCAAGUAUGAAAAGGAGAGAAAGCGGGUUGCUGAUGGAAAUGGGUGGUAGGCCCGGGAGUCCGACUGUCGGUUCGCCCGUGCCGAAGAACGUGGAAUUAGAGGAAGAGGCGGAGGAGGUGAGAGAUGAUCUACUUGGUAUCGAAGAGCCCAAACCUCUGCGGGGCGUCACCCGACGAAAGCAGAAGUCGGAAGAAGCGCGUGCUGACGAGGACGAGGACUUCCGACCUUCAAGGCGGAAACCAAAAGAUGACAGGGAUCUCAAUGACCGGAAAGAACGCAAGCGGAAACCACGGGAACCAGAAGUGGAUGUGGUUGAAGAGCUGCUGAUCGAUGAAGACGCAGUCGUGCAAGGAGAAAAGGAGAAGAAAGUCAAGAGUAAGAGUAAAGCCAGGCUUAUGGACGUCACGAACUCACCUCGUGGUUCUGUGGGGCUUUCUCUUAAUUGCGAAGAUAUGAUUACUUCAACAGCCGAUUCAGCCAAACAUCGUACAUUUCUUGCUCCUCGACCAGCAUCAGCUUCUUCAUCUUCUUCACAAGCGUCACACACUACUUCAUCCAGUAAACCCACUAAUCUCCCUCCGAUAGAGCCUCCAGAAGACGCACAUCAGUUCUAUCUACCAACACCAAGAGCCUCGUCUGAUGCCCCACCUGAAGAAAUCGAUGAUGCUGACUUACCUGACGAAGCCCUCAGGGCGAACCCCGAGGAAGCAGAAGGUGCUGCAGGAGGCCGAGAAAGGCGGACUCGGAAGAGUGUAAAUUACGCCGAACCCAAACUGAACACCAAAAUGCGUAAACCGGACCCGCCGCCUGGCACAGCCCCUGCUAAACCCGCCAAGAAGCGAACGUCAACGCCAGCCGUGAAUCCAGAAGAGGGGCAGGAGAGUGGCGGUAGCUCCGGCAAGCGUAAACGGCUUGGGGACGAGGAUACGACGCCAUGGGUGCAAGCAACGAUCGUCGUAAGCACGCGAAAAUUUGGCGAGGAUGACAAUGAAGACGAUGAUGACGACGACGAUUUCAAAGUGGGGAGCGGCGGGGAGGAAGCGGAUGGGGAGUUUGCCGUGCGCAGACCACAUCGGGGGAGGAAUAGUGCGAGCGCUACGAUCACCGAUGGCUGGGGGAAUGUAGAUCAAAGUCGAAGAAGAAGCCAUUCCAGUAGUAAAGGGAGCUUGGUCAAGUCGAAACGAAAUCCGAACGAGGGGGGGUUCCUCACCGAUUGGGAGGAGAGGAGACAUAGCAUGGCCAUGUAG
Pleurotus ostreatus (oyster mushroom) is the source of this 1848-nucleotide messenger RNA. RefSeq lists its product as uncharacterized. The coding region runs from base 1 to 1848 and encodes 615 amino acids. The transcript has 5 exons. Lineage: Eukaryota; Fungi; Basidiomycota; Agaricomycetes; Agaricales; Pleurotaceae. Gene Ontology annotation, cellular component: nucleus; chromosome, centromeric region. Gene Ontology annotation, biological process: meiotic chromosome segregation. The record is from RefSeq and is a predicted model, not a curated record.